Pocillopora meandrina is the source of this 2498-nucleotide messenger RNA. Lineage: Eukaryota; Metazoa; Cnidaria; Anthozoa; Scleractinia; Pocilloporidae. The record is from the annotation of a GenBank genome assembly.
CUUGACAAACAGGUGAAACCUUGAUAUUGUCUGAGGUGAAAACGUUCCAUAAACGUAUUUGCGUUAGUAUCUUUACGGAUAAUAUUGGUUAUUUAGAGGAUUCCUUGGUUAGAAUCAAGCUAUGGAGGAUGGAACUUAUACGAGUUAUGGUAAUUUCUAGAAUACUCUUUUAAUUUGUUACGACAUUAGAUAAAAGUGGGAGACGCUUCUCCUUCAAUGUAUCUCUAACUUUCUGAUGCCAUCAUUGCAAUGCCAUGCCGGUCCAAAAACCAAUCCUCUUUAGCUCUCUAUCCGGACUACUCAAAAAAUGCUACUUCGAAGUGAUGCAUGUCAGAAGGAAACCUGAGAUUGAAUUGUAACCGCUAAUGUGGAAAACUAUGUAAAAUCAGUGCAAUAUAAACGAUAUCAUUGAAAUGGAUGCUAAUUAUGAGAAUGAAAAGGCUGUCAUGGGCUGUUUCCUUCACGGUUCAAUUCUUAAUAUAUUGCCCUGUGUCGUCGAUAUGACUUAAGUUUCAUACUAGAGAAAGUUUAUGAACCUUAAUAUUUGACACACAGAGCUAAUUAUUGUGAUCAUGCAAGACGAUCAUUUACACAAAGGAUCUGCCGCCAUUUUGUUCGCACUCUUCGGUGCGCAUACUUAGUCAUAUAAAUCUCACAAGUCUUUUUUCCCAUAACAUAUAAAACAAAGUAGGUUUACCAUAGAAAUAGACGAAUUUUUUUAAGACUGCAUCUGGGAAUAGUUACGAUUACUUUUACUUCGAUAGAAAAAUAUUAGUUAUAAUCUUCUUUGACCUCGUCUCAACCAAGCGAAUAAGCUUGGGAGACUGGUUUCCCUUUACCUCUGUUUCUCUUUUAACGUUGUCGUCAAUUUUGGGCCGGACAUGCAGCUUAUUUCACCCAAACGUUUCCGAUCACUUGAUUUUCCAAAUUUAAUCCUAGAUGUGAGAUCGCGUGUUCGAUGUCAGAGUUAAUAUGACAGGGGAAAACCCCGGUAAUGUUUAUGUUGAGUGAUGCAUUUGCAUUUCUUUCCCAUUCUACUAGAUCUCCUUGGAAGGGGAAAUUGUUGCAAAUGCGACAAAUAUCUCACGAGAUAUCAUAAGUUCUGGCAGUGUAAAUCAAACCACAUGACUUGUUUUAACUGUUUUGCCGACCAAAUGUACGAUUGCGAUGGUACAGAAUGCAGUUGCUGCUCAGAGAGUUUACAGCCAGUCAGGCCUCAAAAUGAAGGAGACGAACACGUCUUUAUUCAUGUCGAUGAUUCAAACAUGUGGAUCGAAGCAAAGAAGCGUGCUGCCUUAAAGUUAAAGCUAAAAUGUAUUGAAGAUCCUCGACUCCGUUUAGACAUUGGAAAAGUAACAGAUGUCGUUGCAAAUGGGAGAAAUGUUGCUUGGGGAACCUUGUAUGGAUCGGAACCUCCGCCAAUAGACUCUGUCUGGCAGAAAAUAAGGGAGCGUGGGUGGAAGGUGAUCACCACUGAGAGAAGCGCCAUCACAAAUAGGGAAAAGCAAGUGGAUCAUCAGAUGGUAGCGGAUAUCACAGCGCUGGUCUCUGAUAGGAGUGUUACCAAGGGGAAGAUAGUAAUUGUGAGUGGAGAUGCUGACAUGAUACCAGCAAUUAACGAGAGUAUAAAAAUGAAAUGGUCCACUGAAAUUUGGAUGUGGGAAGGUUGUAUUUCAAGCGCACUCAAAAAACUGGCGGACGAGAAGCCUGGGUUUGUCCAAAUAAAUACACUGGACUCGAGCCUAGAAGAAGUCACGUUUACUAAUUUCAAAUUCAGAGAAAAAGACAUUCCAAAGUCGCGGUCUGCGAUCAUUAAAGGUAUCGACUUUGCACCUGAUGAGAAAUGGCAAAAUGGUCUCUGUGAGAAGCUAGGCUGGCCAUUUCAGUUCUGUAUGAUUGGACCAGACGAUUUGGAUCCGACAGAUUACGUGGAUGUGAUUCUGAUCUUUGGUAAGGUGAAAUCUGUUGAUGGAAAGGGCAUUGAACACCAUUUUGACAAGAUCUUCGAGAAACUUCAACAGGAAUAUCCUUGGAAAAUUGUCAAUUAUCCCUCCUACCGUAAUGAGUAUGAUCGAAGUGCUGAAAUUUGCAUCGCAAACAAAUAUGAAGCACUAAUGAAUAUAGACGACCAGCUGAGUGUGAGAAGUGACGAUCCAUCUCACAAUGACAUGGAUGACCUGAGUGGAAGUGGCGAAGAAGAUGACUUCCAACUUGUUCAAAGAAAGACGCGAAGGCGACGAAACCAACAAUACUCUGCGCCAUGCGUAGACCGUUCAAACUGCAAGAGAGGGCUUAAUUGCAAGUACUAUCACAGCGAAGAUGAAAAGAAGUUCUUUAGAAAUCCUGAUAAGGACAAAGAAUGUAACUUCAAGAGUAACUGCAAAUAUGGAUCGUCCAAAUGUCGCUAUGCACACUCUAAUAAAAUGGGUUAUUGCACUAAAUGCCACAAAUGGGGACACUUGCCGACAAAGUGCCAAACGAAAAACGGCGAAAAUUGA